UUUGUUUGGGAAGUGGCAAGAGUGCAGAAAACGUGCCCUAAAGUGCCUGAAAACCUCUUGAAGAUGUUCAAGAACACCUUCCAAUCGGGUUUCCUGUCCAUCCUCUACAGCAUUGGGAGCAAACCCCUGCAGAUCUGGGACAAGAAGGUGCGAAAUGGCCACAUAAAGCGCAUCACUGAUGGAGACAUUCAGAGUCUCGUGCUGGAAAUUCUGGGAACAAAUGUCAGUACCACGUACAUAACGUGUCCGGCAGAUCCCAAGAAGACUCUGGGCAUUAAAUUGCCGUUUCUGGUGAUGAUUAUCAAGAAUGUGCGGAAGUACUUUACAUUUGAAGUGCAGGUGCUGGACGAUAAGAAUGUGAGACGGAGAUUUAGGGCGAGCAACUACCAGUCAACGACCCGCGUCAAGCCAUUCAUUUGCACGAUGCCCAUGCGCCUGGAUGAAGGAUGGAAUCAGAUCCAGUUCAAUCUGUCGGAUUUCACGAGGAGAGCCUACGGGACGAACUAUGUGGAGACACUGAGGGUGCAGAUUCAUGCAAAUUGCCGGAUAAGGAGGGUGUAUUUCUCCGAUAGAUUGUACUCAGAGGAUGAACUUCCGUCGGAAUUCAAACUUUUCCUGCCCAUUCAGAAGCCAGCACCCAAACCACUGGCCCAGCAGGCCUGCUAAUCUCCACCAAAAAGACACUCUUCCUUUUAUCCUGCAAUAAAUCUAUUUAAUUUUUUCAGUCUGGAAGUGUGAGUAUCUCAUAGCCGGAAUCCGUUAUGACAAUUGUAUGUUCAAAUUGAGCGCUCCUGGCGCCAUCUACACUGACAGCUGUCCAAUUAUCCUCGAGAAUUUCCACUUCCGGACCUCCCAUUGAGAUCACCGGCUCCACCGUGAACACCAUUCCCGGCUUCAUAAAUCCACCUUCAGAAUUCUCUGCAAAAAAAAAUUAAUCACAAGAAUCACUUUUGCAUUUUUUAGUUAGAAAAAUUAAUAAAUUUCUUUAAAAAAAAUGUAUUUUACUGAAAUGAAGGACUUCCGGAGGUCCGUGGAAAUAUGAACCGAUCCCAUGGCCAAUAAAAGCUGGUAUCACGGUGAAUUUGUGCUCUCUGGCAUGAGAUUCAAUGGCUCUUCCAAUCCCUGAGAAUCUCUUGUUCGGGCCACAGGCUUCAAUCCCUUUCCGGAGACACUCUUCUGCCACUUUCACAAGCUCCUGACCAAGUUCAUCGACAUUUCCCACUAGAAAUGUCUUUGAGCAGUCCCCAUGGUGCCCUUGGUGGUACACAGUGAUGUCCACAUUGAUGAUGUCCCCAUCUUCAAGAGCCCUGUCAUCAGGAAUCCCAUGACAAGCAACAUUGUUCACGGAAGUACAGACGGAUUUAGGGAAUCCCCCAUAUCUCAGUGGGGAGGGAUAGGCAUUGGCUCUAACAACAGCUUCGUGGACAAACUCAUCGAUGUCAUCUGUUGUCCUGCCCACCUGAACAAUUCCCCCGCAAUCCUUCAAGAUAUUUGCCGCCAAUUUGCAACUGUCUCUCAUUCGAGCAAUAACUUCCUCGGAUUUAAUCUCCACCUCACCCAGGGUGGAUGAAGGCAUCUGAGGGGUCUUAUAGUACAAUGGGACAUUGAUAUGGCUAGGAAUCACGCGCUCUGGACUGACUUUUCCUGGAAAAACCGGGCUGAAUCUCCCCAAAUCUCUUCUGUGAUUCACAAGAAACGUCCAUUUUAACCGCAUCCCUUUUAAAAAUACAGAAAAUACCCUCCACUUAC
This is a messenger RNA of Phlebotomus papatasi, 1749 nucleotides long. It is a transcript of the gene Bug22, whose product is annotated as cilia- and flagella-associated protein 20. Bases 64 to 666 code for a protein of 200 amino acids. Gene Ontology annotation, cellular component: ciliary basal body; motile cilium. The transcript is spliced from 2 exons. The record is from RefSeq and is a predicted model, not a curated record. Gene Ontology annotation, biological process: positive regulation of cell motility; regulation of cilium beat frequency involved in ciliary motility; cilium assembly. NCBI's taxonomy places the organism in Eukaryota, Metazoa, Arthropoda, Insecta, Diptera, Psychodidae.